CUUUAACAAAACCGCGUUGAGCACAGACAACCAAUGACCCAUAUGCAUGACUCGAGACAAGUCAAAUACUAGGCAGCAGACAGACUUCUCUGCAAAUUCUCGUGCUUAACAAAGCCAAAAUCGGAGGCACAACGACCGUCUUUGUUAGCAGGCUCUCAACGAGAUAAGUUCUAGAUCCCACAACAAGAUUAGAUUCGAUUUGAUUCGAUUCGAUUCGAUUCCCCCGAGAAGAGAUGAGCUCCUACCGGUAUGAUUUCAACAAUUUCAAUCCCAAGCCACCAAGUGAUUUCGAUACUUUCAAUAACUCGGUCAACUCGGCGAUGGAUCGGUUCUUAGCUGCUGCCAUCAUUUCUGGUGUGGUGGGGACUGUAGCAACGGUAGCCAUCGUGUACUUCCUCAUCGAUUGCUUGAAGAAAGCAGGAACCGCGAUCCCAAGUUAUGCCAGGAUAGCUACCAAUGACUUGGAGAAAUUUCCACGAGUCAUUCGAUCUUCGCCGCCCGAGGUAAGCUCCGUUGCCUCACCAGCUACCUCGCAAGCUAUCUCACCAGGACAUAAUUGGGAAGUGCCCAAUGAGUUCGGUACCCUGGAGAGGUUCCUGAAGCCCACCAGGUUUUCUUCAGAGCAGCUAGCUGUUUACACCAGAGAUUACGCCACCUUGCUUGGUUCCGGCGCUUACGGAGUUGUCUUCAAAGGCGAGUUGCCAAACGGAACUCCGGUGGCCGUUAAAGUGCUCACGAAUGCCCACGACAAGAGAAUCGAGGAGCAGUUCAUGGCAGAGGUGAGCUCCAUAGGAAGAACUCACCACAUAAACCUCGUCAGGCUCUAUGGCUUUUGCUUCGACUCAACGACGAGGGCGCUCAUCUUCGAGUACAUGGAAAAUGGGUCCCUUGACGGUUUCCUGUUUGGGGACACGACAACAAUCGAUUGGUGCAAGAUGCACGAGAUUGCCGUGGGGACUGCGAAGGGGAUUGCCUACUUGCACGAGGAAUGCGAGCAGAGGAUCGUCCACUAUGACAUAAAGCCUGGGAACAUCCUUCUGGACCGGAACUUGAGUCCUAAGGUCGCGGACUUUGGGCUCGCCAAGCUCCAUAAUAGGGAAAGCAGUCGGAUCCUCAUGACGGGGUUUCGGGGAACUCCUGGGUAUGCAGCACCUGAGAUGUGGAAGCCAUUUCCAGUGACCUACAAAUGUGACGUUUACAGCUUCGGGAUGCUCCUGUUCGAGAUUGUGGGAAGGAGGAGAAAUCACGACCCAAAUCUGAGCGAGUCUACACAGUGGCUUCCGCGGUGGACUUGGGAUAUGCUACAGAAGGGUGAGUUGUUGGUAAUGGUCUCUCUUUGUGAGGUUCCCGAGAGUGAAAGAGAGAAGGCAUUGAGGAUGUUGAAGGUGGCUUUGUUGUGCAUUCAGUAUAAGCCGGAGGCAAGGCCAGCGAUGAGCACUGUGGUGAAGAUGUUGGACGGAGAUAUGGAAAUUCCGAUGCCGGAAUAUCCAUUUGAGUAUUUCGAUCCAGCUAAGCCUUAUCAGCUAUCCGAAAGUGGAAGUGAAUGGGACUCGGAGUCAUCCGCUUUGAGGACCGUGUAUUCCGAAGGUGGCUGCAGCAAGCCUGUGAAGCAAACUGCAGAAAAUGAAAUAGAGCUAGCUACCAUAUGACAUUAUUAGUAUACUUCGGACAAAGAUUUUCAUAAUUUAUUCUUUCCUCAUCUCUGGUACAUUCUGUAUCUUUAGAAUAAUCUUUGAGAAAAUUAGAAUGAGCUUGUACUCAUUAUGUAAGGAUUCAAUCAGAUUUAUACUCAAAAGAACAAUUCCUGACUAUUGUAAUCCUAUCAACACUCACUUCUCACAUCAAUUUAUGGAGAGUGUGGAUGGCAAAAUGGUCCGAUAUUGAUGAGGAGCUCCAAGAGAAACUGCAGCCGUCAGUUGCGGUGGUAGUCCAAGAACCAGGUCGAGCCAUAGGCUUUGCCAGGAUUCGGGUUUAGGGUGUUGGCUUCAAAGGUUUUUGGUGCUAUGGACUUCAUCGUUGGUUGUGGCUCCACAAGGGGAGGAUUGUCCUGGUCACCUGCCACUUCGGCGGCGAUGGUGAUGUUGUGACUACGCGCAAUUUCAUACGUUGCGGCUGAGGCACAAAGAGGGUGGAUGGUUUGAUGCGCUUAGUUGAGGGGCGGGAUGAAAUUAGUUUGGUUGAGUAUAAAGUGUUUGUUAAAAUGCAUAUAAGAGAUCGGGCUUUAAUUGCUCGUGUGGCGUGGACCAAUGGGGUCAAGUAUUUAUAUAGUGGCCUAUUUUCCAUGGAAUCGCCCACUUCUAUUUCUUUUUGGUAAAAACAAAAAAAGACAAGGAAAAAGAACUUGAGUACAUUUGUU
Messenger RNA from Eucalyptus grandis, 2356 nucleotides. Its product is annotated as rust resistance kinase Lr10. The transcript has 2 exons. Gene Ontology annotation, molecular function: protein kinase activity; ATP binding. NCBI's taxonomy places the organism in Eukaryota, Viridiplantae, Streptophyta, Magnoliopsida, Myrtales, Myrtaceae. The record is from RefSeq and is a predicted model, not a curated record. Gene Ontology annotation, biological process: protein phosphorylation. Bases 234 to 1649 code for a protein of 471 amino acids.